CGAUGGCACGUUACUUUGUAAGAUUCCCGGGGAUGGUUGUUAUGCCCCUGGGGACGUGGAGGCCCUGGGGGUACUGGGGCCCGAAAUUCUGUGCGUGCAGGGUAGGUUGUAGUGCGGGCCUCUGCUCUAGGGGCUGGUCGUGUGUUACUUUGGCUCACCUUCCUUGUCUCUGCAUACUCAUCUGCUAGUCGCGCUGCCUCAGUUAAAUUGGCAGGGCGCCGAUCUCUGACCCAGUCCUGUAUAUCUGCAGCCAGAUCUUGAAAGAAGUGUUCCAUCAGGAACAACUGUAAUAUUUCUUCUCCGGUGUUAGCAUUGCACCCUCGCACCCAGUGUGUUGCCACCCGUUGUAUCUUGUUUGCCCAUUCCAUGUGGGAGUCCACUGCCUUCUUUUUGGACUCCCGGAAGCGACGGCGAUAUGCUUCUGGGGUGACCGCAUAUCGGGUGAGUAGUGCAGCUUUCACCCGUUGAUACUGCGUUAUAUCUUCCGUAGUAAGUGCCCGAAAAGCCUCAUUUGCUUUUCCUGAGAGCUUUCCAGCCAGAAUAGUAACCCAUUGGUCUGGUGGUACUUGGUGUAGCGAGCAUUGUCUCUCAAAGUCCGCUAAAUAUCCGUCAAUUUCUUCUUCAUUCUCUACAAACGCUUUAAAUGCAGUGAACGGUAUUUUCCUCCCUGUAGCAGCGGGUGUGGGGGGUAGGAACUGCCUGUGUAAUGGGCUGUCUAGCUCUUACCAGUUCCGCUUCUUGUCCCCUCUUAGUUUGUAUCUCCUCCCUUGUUUCCCGGAGCAGCUGGUUUAUUAGCUCCGUGGAUCUUUCUGGAUACCAAGCUAAUCUCCGCUGUACAAUGGCAGAAAUUUCAUCGUCCUCGCUGACAGGUGCAAGAGGUUCUGUUACCUCCAUGGACCUAUCCAUUUCGUCCAGUUCUAGUAGGUCAGCUAUCAGCUCCCUCCGUGGUCUGUUGCUGGCACUCCUACCACGACUCUCCAAUAAAUCCUUUAAUGUGGGUCUUUUCAGCUUGACGUACUGAGCCUCCAUUCAGCACUUGUUCUCUGGAUAAAAGGACCAUCCCACCGCUGCCACCAAUGUAACGGCUACCCGGGUAGAAGGAGGGUAUCUGCCGUUGGAGACGUCCUUUUUCCCUGUAAGCUGCUGUGGAGAAGUAAGCUGGUAUAAUCCUAUCCACGAUAUCCAGAGUAAAAGUCAGGUUCAGCUGUAACAGGAGCAGAAUAACAUUCCCAAAUAAUCCCCUUCCAAGAACGAGACAAGGCUACGUUUUGAAGGGUCAAGAAGAUCUGAGGACUGGAACACCCAGCCUGCUUUUAUUGGGAUCAGGUACACACAGGAUACUCCCAGGGGGAGGAUAAAAACACCCAAUCAUAUACCUGGUAACACCCCCACGUCUCCUCCCCUCAGAUAACAUAUAACAUAAUUACAAACGUACAACAUUUUACCCCAGUUCUGGAUGUUCCCCAAAAACAGGGGGUACAGCUUUAAAUCCGGGGUCGCUUGAUAGCUCUCAUUCAGGGGACCAACAUGUCCAAAAAUCAGCCCAUUCGGAUGAAUAGUUCGGGAGAUACAGAGUUCCAAAGUUUUGACCAACCGCACAGACCAACUAGCCGAAAAUAGUUCCAUGAGUUUUGGCCUUGCGGUCGGUCUCCGUUCGCCUGGUAAAAAGGUCUGAAAUUCUUGCCAUCCAUUCGAAUCUCGGGGUUCGCCGCAAUCCCCAUAGAUGAUUGAACAUAACUACCGAACGUCCGGUGAUUCGGUAGUUUCCGUGCGAACUUCUGGAAGUAUGGAGGACUCAGCGGUGUUCGCCUGUUUGCGUAUCCGAUUUUAGUUCCACGCGUCGACAGGCAAACACCGCUGUUCGCACGUAAGAUGGCCGCGGCCACGUGUAAAGUCCCGAAAUGGCGGCCACCUAUACUUUACACAGGGAAUUCAUGCGAAUCCAUUCGAAUGGUUGAAAUGCACUAAAUGGGACGAAUUCCUGCUGAUUUUGGUUAGUUCACUGGCCCAGGCAUACAGCAUAGUUCUGUUACAGACUAGAUUUAGCUUGCUACUAUAUCUAGCUAGUUAUUGUCAGGGGCUCUUGAAACAACUUUAUGUGGGAGAUAUGAGAUUACCUUUUUUUCAUUGAUCCUAUUGUGAGAUUCGGUUACCAAUAUACGUUUUUUUUUUGUUUUUGUUAAGUGAUUGUAAAAAGAAAAUAAUUUUGGCAGCAUGUGUUGUUUAGUAAAAAGCAAAAAAAAAAAAGAAAUCAUCUUGACUAGUUGGCACUCACACAAACUUUGUAGUAGAUAGCCUGCUUCAUUCAUCCUAGUGUAACAAUGUUGUUUACUGUUAGUUUAGGAUUGCCCUCUUAGCCACUGACACUUAACACUAAACUGGAAUCACCAAUUUACAGACUAGUUGCUAAUUGUAUCAUUGUUAACUGUUUCUAGAAAGAAUAUCCUUUUUGGAUUGUUCAGUAAAAAAAAAAAAAAAGGUUCCUCUUGCUUGGCUCCUGAUGUUUGUGGUUGACGCAGGUUCACCCUUCUAGUUAUUAAAACAUAGCGCCAAUUUCUAAUCACCAAUUUGUAGUAUUACAGGUGAUUUAUUUUGUUAAAAGUUUGAAGCAAGAGAAACCUUUUAUAUUUGCCUUUUGCAUCCAAGAUCCUUGAAAGAGUUGUGUAUGAGAGAUUGACAGACUUCCUCGAGCCCAACUCUCUGCUAGACCCACUUAAGUCUGGUUUCUGCGCUAAGCACUCUGUGAAAACAGCACUGACCAAAGUAUCCAAUGAUCUACCCAAUGCAAAAUCUCGUGGUCACUACUCUAUCCUAAUUCUCCUUGACCUUUCUGUGGCUUUUGACACUGUUGAUCAUCAACAGCUUCUUCUCAUCCUCUACAAUAUCAGUCUACAAGAUAUUGCUCUCUCCUGGUGCCCUGGGCACCUGUUCUGAAGAAGCAAAUUUUGGAACUAGAAAAAAUACAGAGGAAGGAUACAAAAUUUACAAAAUAAAUAAGGGAAAUGGAAAAUUUAAGUUAUGAGGAUAGGUCAACAAAUUUAAACAUGUUUAGUUUAAAUGGUGCAUAAGAGGAGUGCAUAAGAGGAGUAUAAUAGCAUUACAAAUAUCUUCAACACCAAUAAAUAAAACAUUGUCUAGAAGUCUAUUAAUAAACAGGACUUUGCAGAGGACAUGAGCUUCUCCAUUUAGAGUGGAAGAAAUUAGAUUUACUGUAAGGCAAAGGAGAGUUUUGUUUUUUUCUUACAGUAAAACAAUAAGGGCAUGGAAUUCUCUACCUAAAGAGGUGGUUUUAUCAAAUUCUGUACAGAUGUUUAAACAGCAACUGCAUGAAUUCUUGCAUAAACAUGAUAUUCAGAAACAUAAUGUUUAAGAUUUUGGGCAACAGCUUCUUGAUCCAAGGAGAUAUUUGACUGCCAUUCUGGGGUUAAGAAUGAAUUGUUCCUAGUUUGUUGCAGUUGGAGAGCACUUUAUACUGUUUCUUGCCUUCUUUUGGAUCAACAGCAUAAACAAAUGUGAGAUAGGCUGAGCUUGAUGUAUUUUUCAACCUAUAUAACUAGCAGCCACAUUGUAAAGUAGCUAUUGUAACUAGAGUUGAGCGGACACCUGGAUGUUCGGGUUCGGCCGAACUUUGAAAAAAAAGACCAGGUUCGUGCUCGAACUUGACCCCGAACCCAAUUGAAGUCAAUGGGGACUCGAACUUUUGAGCACAAAAAUGCCUCUUAAAAACUCCUGGAAAGGGCUAGAGGGCUGCAAAAGGAAGUAAAAUGUGGGUAAGAGUAGGACAAGUGCCCUGCAAACAAAUGUGGAUAGGGAAAUCAUUUAAAAUAACAUAAUAAUUAAAAAUACAGCUGAGCCAUAAAAUAGCACUAGAUGGAAUCUUUGAUUUUAGCUUUGAAGAACAUAAAUCAAAAUCUAAAGCAUGGCUGUCAGGAGGAUCAACAAAAUUAUCCAUUUGAGAGAGGGUUGGAGUGCAGGGUAUUCUCUUUCAUUGUUCAAACUGAGCUCAACUCCUGAUGCAUGCACAAGCCUCUGCUAUUGUGUACAUAGUUUAUAUUAAGUGACCCAUAGGUUGAGGAGGCAGUGACCGUGGCGGUGUAGGUGGAAGCCGCGGUGGAGGAGGAGGUAGCCAACCCUGUUUUUUAUAUAUAGAUAUUUAUUUUUUUAAUUGGCGUAGCCCCAAUAUUGGGACAUAUAAAAAAAGAAACAUAUGUGGCCUGCGGUGCAUUUCUUGCAGUCCUGAUGCAUGGAGAAAUGCUCAACUCCUGAUGCAUGGAGAAAAGGCCUUCACAAGCCUCUGCUAUUAUGUACAAAGUUUAUACUAAGUGACCCAUAGGUUGAGGAGGCGGUGACCGUGUAGGUGGAAGCAGCGGUGGAGGAGGAGGAGGUAGCCAACACUGUUUUUAUAUAUAUAAUACACAAGAUCCAGCGCACUCACCUAUCCACUAAACAGCAACUUCAAUGUUGAAAGAUUUUAUUAGUUUUUUUAAAAACACCUAAUCUAGGCAAAAAUAAUGGGGGUUUAGUUACAUUAUAUGAUCAUUCAUUGCAUAAGCCUGCCACAACGUCAAUGUACCCCAUCUUUGGCAGGUCCUACACUAACAGCCUAAUGACUGCUCUUAUGAGAUUAACCACUUACUUGAGGAAAAAAAAUUCCAUCUGGGGUUCUCUGCAGUACAAGGCUAAAUAGGGCCCUGGGAUGAGGCACCUGUGAGCAGGGAGGUGCAACCAAGGGUUGGCUAGACUCCCCAAGUAUAUAUAUAUAUAUAUAUAUAUAUAUAUAUAUAUAUAUAUAAACAAGGGUUGGCUGCACUCACCUGAACAUGCAUAAAUGGGGUGCUGCUGGGGGCCAAAUAACACAAUACACAAGAUCCAGCGCACUCACCUAUCCACUAAACAGCAACUUCAAUGUUGAAAGAUUUUAUUAGUUUUUUUAAAAACACCUAAUCUAGGCAAAAAUAAUGGGGGUUUAGUUACAUUAUAUGAUCAUACAUUGCAUAAGCCUGCCACAACGUCAAUGUACCCCAUCUUUGGCAGGGUACAUUGGGGUACAUUGACGUUGUGGCAGGCUUAUGCAAUGUAUGAUCAUAUAAUGUAACUAAACCCCCAUUAUUUUUGCCUAGAUUUGGUGUUUUUAAAAAAAACUAAUAAAAUCUUUCAACAUUGAAGUUGCUGUUUAGUGGAUAGGUGAGUGCACGGGAUCUUGUGUAUUGUGUUAUUUGGCCCCCAGCAGCACCCCCAUUUAUGCAUGUUCAGGUGAGUGCAGCCAACCCCCCUUGUUUUUAUAUAUAUAUAUAUAUAUAUAUAAUAUAGCAUUGAUACAAUGCAAUGUUUUGUGCCAGAUGUGCCAACAAACUGGCCCUCUAUUCUUAAACUAAGACCAUAUAGUCCAUAAACCACAAAAUAACCUAGCUGUAAAUAUAUAUAUAUAUAUAUAUACAUACAUACAUACACACACACAGAUACACACACACACACACACACACACACACACACACACACAGUCAGGUCCAUAAAUAUUGGGACAUCGACACAAUUCUAAUCUUUUGGCUCUAUACACCACCACAAUGGAUUUGAAAUGAAAUGAACAAGAUGUGCUUUAACUGCACACUUUCAACUUUAAUUUGAGGGUAUUUACAUCCAAAUCAGGUGAACGGUGUAGGAAUUACAACAGUUUGUAUAUGUGCCUCCCACUUUUCAAGGGACCAAAAGUAAUGGGACAAUUGGCUGCUCAGCUGUUCCAUGGCCAGGCAUGUGUUAUUUCCUCACUAUCCCAUUUACAAGGAGCAGAUAAAAGGUCCAGAGUUAAUUUCAAGUGUGCUAUUUGCAUUUGGAAUCUGUUGCUGUCAACUCUCAAUAUGAGAUCCAAAGAGCUGUCGCUAUCAGUGAAGCAAGCCAUCAUUAGGCUGAAAAAACAAAAUAAACCCAUCAGAGAGAUACCAAAAACAUUAGGUGUGGCCAAAUCAACUGUUUGGAACAUCCUUAAAAAGAAAGACUGCACCAGUGAGCUCAGCAACGCCAAAAGACUUGGAAGACCACGGAAAACAACUGUGGUGGAUGACCGAAUAAUUAUUUCCCUGGUGAAGAAAACACCACUUGGCCAGAUCAAGAACACUCUCCAGGAGGUAGGUGUAUGUGUGUCAAAGUCAACAAUCAAGAGAAGACUUCACCAGACUGAAUACAGAGGGUUCACCACAAGAUGUAAACCAUUGGUGAGCCUCAAAAACAGGAAGGCCAGAUUAGAGUUUGCCAAACAUCUAAAAAAGCCUUCACAGUUCUGGAACAACAUCCUAUGGACAGAUGAGACCAAGAUCAACUUGUACCAGAGUGAUCGGAAGAGAAGAGUAUGGAGAAGGAAAGGAACUGCUCAUGGUCCAAACCAUACCACCUCAUCAGUGAAGCGUGGUGGUGGUAGUGUCAUGGCGUGGGCAUGUAUGGCUGCCAAUGGAACUGGUUCUCUUGUAUUUAUUGAUGAUGUGACUGCUGACAAAAGCAGCAGGAGGAAUUCUGAAGUGUUUCGGGCAAUAUUAUCUGCUCAUAUUCAGCCAAAUGCUUCAGAACUCAUUGGACGGCGCUUCACAGUGCAGAUGGACAGUGACCCAAAGCAUUCUGCAAAAGCAACCAAAGAGUUUUUUUAGGGAAAGAAAUGGAAUGUUAUGCAGUGGCCAAGUCAAUCGCCUGACCUGAAUCCGAUUGAGCAUGCAUUUCACUUGAUGAAGACAAAACUGAAGGGAAAAUGCCCCAAAAACAAGCAGGAACUGAAGACUGUUGCAGUAGAGGCCUGGCAGAGCAUCACCAGGGAUGAAACCCAGCGUCUGGUGAUGUCUAUGCGUUCCAGACUUCAGGCUGUAAUUGACUGCAAAGGAUUUGCAACCAUGUAUUAAAAAGUGAAAGUUUGAUUUAUGACUGUUAAUCUGUCCUGUUACUUUUGGUCCCUUAAAAAGUGGGAGGCACAUAUACAAACUGUUGUAAUUCCUACACCGUUCACCUGAUUUGGAUGUAAAUACCCUCAAAUUAAAGCUGAAAGUCUGCAGUUAAAGCACAUCUUGUUUGUUUAAUUUGAAACCCAUUGUGUUGGUGUAUAAAGCCAAAAAGAUUAGAAUUGUGUCGAUGUCCCAAUAUUUGUGGACCUGACUGUGUGUGUGUGUGUAUGUAUGUAUAUAUAUAUAUAUAUGUGUGUGUGUGUGUGUGUAUGUAUAUAUAUAUAUAUAUGUGUGUGUGUGUGUGUGUGUGUAUGUAUAUAUAUAUAUGUGUGUGUGUAUGUAUGUAUGUGUGUGUGUAUAUAUAUAUAUAAAAUUAGUUACAGCUAGGUUAUUUUGUUGUUUAUGGACUAUAAGGUCUUGGUUUAAGAAUAGAGGGCCAGUUUGUUGGCACAUCUGGCACCCAUGAGUUGCACUGAAUUUAGUACAUUUUUUCUGACGUGUGCUGCUUGCAUGCAUUGUGUUCAUCAUUAAUGGUAGUUAUUCUGCCUUGGACCUGCAUUUCAUAUCAAAACGAUCUUAUUGCAGCAAGACUGGUAAUUAUCAAUUUUUAUUUAUUUAUUUAUUCUUCAAUUUGAGGAGUGGGUUCUUGUCAGAAUUAAAGGGCUAAUCCAAGCACCGUGAGCAUGUAAUUUAUUUAACAUGGUCUUGAUGGUCACUUUGAAAUUCUGUACAUACCGAGAUUCACUCCUUUGCUGCUGAAGUUGUAACACUACCAGUGGUGUAAUGUGUCGGAGGUUUCGGGCUGGCUAAAUUGUUUGUCCCUUUACCGGGGAAUUGGGCCAGGGUACUCCUGGCAUAAUGACCACUACACAAUGUGCUGUAGUGGUUAUGAUGCUUGGAGCAAUUCUUUAAAGGGGACCUGUCAUGCCUCAAACAACCUUUAGAUUAAGCAUAUGAUUCUAUCUAUACAAUGUGUGUACAAUUUUUUUCCCCAUCUAUACAAUUUCUAGAAAAAGUAUAGAUGGGGAGAAAAACCUGUUUAAAGGUAGGUUUUUCUCCCAGCUGUUAGUCAAUGCCUCUGCAUGCCAAGUCAUUGACUGACAAGGGAUAGCUGAAAAGACCUCCCAUAGAAGGUCCCCAGUUCACCACCCACCGCAACCAUAGCACAUAUGCUGUGGUUCCUAUGGAAACUCCUUACCUGGCGCUUCUAGCACUUGCUAGUGAUUAUAGGAACAGAGUGACAUGAUGUCACUCCAUUCCGAUGAUGGCAACAAAGCCAGUAUGCCAACGUCACUGAGGAGAUUUGCCCUGCUUGGGAAUGUGUCCCCAAACAUGGCAAAUCAAAGAAGAGACCAGAGGAGCAGAAGUGGGUGUUACAUGAAGAGCUAGAACAGAGGAAAAGUGAGUAAAUCAAUAUAUUUUACAUUAAAUGCAUCUUUGUUGUAUUCAAUGUAUAUGGGAGCGGUUUCAGGUAAUUUACAUUUUUCAUGACAUUUUCACUUUAAGCUCGUAUAUUGUACCGGUCAUUGUUUUUUUUUUAUUUUUUUUUAUUUUUUUAUUAUACAUAAUUUGUGUUUUAUAGUAGGUUGUGCUUUUCCUGUUUAAAGAGAGACAUAAGCUGUGGAAUUAUUGUAAGUUUUCUUGCUAACAUUUCAUUCAUAAACCAUGAUACAGGGUGAAUAAUGGGCCGUUAUUUUAGCUACCUGGAGUGUUUCUUUAAUGUUUUUACCAGAAGUCUCUUUGGAUUUAUUUACAAUUGAAAUUGAACAUAAUGCACCAACGAGGAUUAGUUACUAAUCAUUUUUUCCUGUUCUUUUUUUAAAGAAACUACGUGGAAGUGGCACUGCUGUGGAACCUGGAACUGUUUCGCCAAGUGAUGUGAGUAAAUGGAAAUAGUGUGUAUUAAUACUGUCUCACUGGUACCUAAUCAUUGGCAACACAUGCCAUUAAUUGCUAAUCAGAAUAUCUGCAGUCUUAUGCUUUUGCUCCAUUGAAUUAUUCUUGGUGCUGAAAAUUAUUCUCUGUGCUGAAAAUGAUAAGUGUUUAAGCUUUGGGCUAUGGGUAGAGAUGCAAACUUGCAAACCUACUUGAGUCAUUUGAAUGGUUUGAUUAUGAACAGUAAGUCUGAUUAGUGCCACCCACACUUCUCUCCUGCAUUCAUUUUUUAACACCGCACUGAGAUUCAGCUGUAUCAAACUCAGUGUGUUGCUCUAAUGCUUAGCAAAAGAUUACAGAAGUGAUUGUUGAGGUGGUGGUGGCAAAAAUGAUGUAUUACAAGCAACUGCGAUUUACUUUGAAAUAUAGUGACAGUACUACCAAGGUAACCUCAUAAAAGUUUGUUCUUAAAUUUACUGCUCCCGUUAUUGUUUUUAAAUCUGUGCCUGAAAGAGUCUAUAUAUCAGUGCUUUAAAUAUAGAACACUGAAAACACAGAAAGAUAUGAGCAUCAAUUCCUUCUUCCGUUGAUCAUUUGACAUUUAAUUUGUCUGCAAUGUUUUUUUGUAUAAUGCAUUCUUAUUUAUAUAUACAUACAAAUUGAAUUUACCCAUGCUAAGCAUCUGUGUGGUAGUAGUUUAUUACUCCAAAUCUAUUUUUUUUUCUGCCAGCCAACUCUUGUUUUCUACCUCCUAUAGUGUCAGUCACCCACACUGUUCCUCUCAGUUCGUUUUUUUUUGUCUGUCAUUUCCUCUCUGUUCUGUUUGUCAGCCGCCCUUGCAGUACCACCCACAUAGUUCAUCCAUAACCUCUUGUGUCUUUCUCCAUAUCCCACCUAACUGCUUCUCUCUUUCAUUUACCUCUCAUUUGCAUGUUUUUUUUUUUUUGUCCAUAUGGAAAAUGCGCCUCUUAAUUUAAAUGAUUUGCUUUUGUCCUCAUCAUUGUUUAAUCUAAAGUGGCUCUGUCAGUCUUUAUUUAUUUUUUUAUGUUUCAGCGUGUAUAAAAUCCAUACCCCCGGGCUGCCUCCUUUUCUUUCUUUUUUUAAAAUCAUGCUUAUUUCAAAAAUGUAAGCAUAAGGAAAAAAAGCGAUUAUUUUUCCUUUUUAUAUAACUUCCAGGGUUGAAAAAAAUUGACAAAAGGUGGUGCUUUUGUCGAGCUCCACAGCCUUUGUCAUCUUUGUCAUUGGCUUUCUAGUUCUUUUCUCACCUCCCUCCACUGUCACUUAACUUCCAUCCGAGGUGAGUCAUGAAUCCUCUGUUGACUCUUGUACCAUCUCUAGAGUCAAGAAAUUUCUAAGAUGUCGUAGACCUGCGCUUAAUUUAAUGCGCAUGUCCUAGGGGAGGCAGAAGAUGGGUUUUCCGGUGUCAGCCAUCUUAGAAAUUCUGAGAUGGCAGCAUCAUGAAAAAAGACCCGCCAGGACUGAUAGAACAUUAGAAAAGGUAAAUUACACCGGGCCAAAUUCAGGAUUUUGGUGGUAUGAUAUUGGGCUGUGUAUAGGAUAUACUAGAGUAUGCGUUAAAUAGUUUACCAGUAUGAUAGGUAUGUUCGCCUAUGUUGGUUUUCUGAAUUGAAUAGUAAUGUUAGUGCACAGUUUCGAGCAUCUUUUCAUCUUUACUCCGCUUUGAGGUGUCUCCUCUUCUCCUUUUUUAACUUUAGGAAUUCAGCCCCAGCAUUCUUAAGUUAUUCUCUAAUGAUUGCCGUCAGGUUAUCAACAGGUUUUCAUCUUGGCUUAUUGUAAUCUUAGAUUGCCUUAUUCUAGUUGUUUGAGGUGUUUACUUGCCUAUUAUUUUAGUGUGGGGGCCAUUUAUCUACCUUCAUAAGUGGAAUUCUGACAAAUUUACUACGAUCUACAUCUUUUGCUUGUAUUUACAGAAUGUAUUGGUGAUAUUAGAUGCAUUCAUAUUUGCAUUUUCCCGCCCUGAAAAACGCACUAGAGCUUAUUUUAAGUGAAUGUCUUAUAUUGGGGAAAAACUGUAGCAAGUAUGUGCUAGAAAGCUGGGGGGGAUUCCCCCCAACAUAGACCAGUUCACUAGGUCAUGGAAUCCCACGAAUCUAUGUUUGUGGAAAACUUUGCGAACAUACGGUAGAUUAAUUUACUUGCGAAUGGAAUCUUGCAAAUCUAUGUUUCGGGGAAAAUUCCCAGAUCGUAGAUUAGCGGACUAGCGACUAGGGCUUGUGUUAGGAGCAUCCCCCGAAAAUAAGCCCAUGUCUUCAGGGAAACAGGAUAUGUAUGUGUGUAUGUAUAUGAAUAUAAUAUAAUUUGUCUGUGCUAAAUUUAAUAAUCCUUAUAGAAUAUGUUGAAUUAUGCAUUUUACAUUUUAAAAUCUUAAUUUUCUUCAUGUUGUUUUUGCAUUUUACAUUUCUUUCGUAAUUUUUGUAAAAAUGAUUUCAGUAUUAUUUUAGUGGAUAUCUGUCAUUCAUGAUGAAUUGCCUUGUAUAGAUAGCAGAUCCACAACUGGAACUUUAUUUUAUUUAAGAGCUUUCUGUAAUUCAUUGUUAUCAAUUCUUUCAUACAGCUGUUGUUUUAGAAGGUUAGAAUAAAAAUAUUCCUUCCAUAGCAGGGGGAGAGCUGACCUUGUGUCCUUCCACUAAACGCUUUCCUCUAAUGAUACAUAGUGUGCAUUCAUUUUCUCAAAUGUUAUAGAAAAAAGGAAGCAUCGCAGUUUUGCAUUCUUUUUUUUUGCAAAAGAAUCUUAUUCUCCUGUCCUUGAAAUUAUUUUCUUUUUCUGUAUUUUUUUUUUUCUAGGAUUAUUGUAGCCUAUUUUAAUUGUAGAUAUCUUUAUUGAUUUAAAAUUGCAUGGAAAAGUCCAUUUAUUAGUUAAUUGAAUUGGUUUUCAAUUUUGUGCCCAAGGAUCUCUCUCCCCAAAGCAUUAAUGUGGGCUUGUGAUUAUAUUUACACGAAUUCUUUCUUUUUACUGUAGCUGGUUCUUCGAUCAAUUCAUUUCUGUACUAGGUUCGUACAGUUAAUGUUAUAUAACAUUGAUGUUUAUUUGCUUACAUGAUUAGUACAUCUUUAUGUAACUUGCUUUAGUAUUGUACAGCUUAUUUUCUGACAAUAUACACUAUUGAGACAUACCUCUUAAUUAUUGAAUUCCGGUGUUUCAAUCAGACCCAUUGCAACAGGUGUAUAAAAUCAAGCACCUAGCCAUGCAGUCUGCAUUUACAAACACUUGUGAAGAAGAGCUCCAUGAAUUCAAAUGUGGUACUGUGAUAGGAUGCUACAUUUGCAUUAAGUUGUUUCUUGAAAUUUGAUCCCUGCUAAAUAUUUCACAGUCAACUAUAAGUGAUAUUAUCGGAAAGAGGGCGCAUUUAGGAACAGAAGCAACUCAAUCACAAAGCAGAAUGCCAUGUAAAGUCACGUAGUGGGGUCACAGAGUGCUGAGGCGCAUGGUGCAUAAAAGUCACCAACGCUCUGCUAAUUCCAUAGCUAAAGAGCUCCAAACUUCUGCUGGCAUUACUAACCGCACAAAAACUCCUGCAAGAGAGUCAUGGAAUGGGUUACCAUGGCUGAGCAGCUGCAUGCAAGCCUUACAUCACCAAGUACAAGUCCAAGUGUUUGAAUGAGAGGUGUAAAGCACAACACCACUGGACUAUGGAGCAAUGGAAACGUGUUGUGUGGAGUGACUAAUCGCGAUUUCUUGUUUGACAGUCUGAUGGGUGAGUCUUGGUUUGGCAGAUACCAGGAGAACGUUAAUUGCCUGACUGACAUUAUGCCAAUUGUAAAGUAUGGUGGAAAAGGGAUAAUGGUAUGGGGCUGUUUUUCAGUGUUUAGGCUAGGCCUCUUACUUCCAAUGAAGGGAAAUCUUAAUGCUUCUGCAUAUCAAGACUUUUUGGAUUAUGCUGUGGUUCCAACUUUGUGGGAACAGUUUGGGAAGGUCCUUUUUUAUAUUCCAGCAUGAUUCUGCCCCAGUGCACAGAGCAUGGUCCAUAAAGACCUAGUUGGAUGAGUUUGGUGUGGAAGAACGUGACUGGCCCACACAGAGCAAGGACCUCAACCCAAUGUGCCAAUCAGCAUUACUCAGAGAUGCAUUGAAUCAAUGUAUCUCUGUGGGGAGCAUUCAGUGUCUACAUGCAGACCACUCUGCAGCAAUAACCCAGGGAGCACCUCUAGUUGCAUCUGAGUGACUGGCACUAGAGGUGUUCCUACUCCGUAAUCUGAAAACGCCUGCAGGGGCAGGCUGUAGACACUUAGAACAACUACAUUAACCUGUAGUUGUACUGGUGAUUAUAGUGUCCCUUUAAUGUCUAUGUAUUUAGUAUAUGAUGUCAUAAAUGUCCAUGUUGGUGUAAUGGUCAGGUGCAGUGGCGUACUAAGGGGGGUGUGGGGGGGGCGGUCCGCCCCGGGUGCCACCAGGAUGGGGGGUGCCAUGACCAGCCCCGCCGCCCCCCCCAUGCUGCAACCGCCCGAGCGCUCUGUAGGAAGCCUCGGGCGGCUGCAGCAUUGCUCGGGCGGUGCGUCCAUGAGGGCGGACCGCACCGCCCGGGCGCAGCCUGAGAAAGGGGGCUGACAGGAGGGAAACGCUCAGCGCUCCCUCCUGUCAGCUUCCUUUGCUGUAGCGUGGCCGAGCCCUGCAGCAUUGAUAGUCCGCGGGUACAGGGAGCAGCUGUCUCCUGUACCCGGCCGGACUAACAGGAAGUGCACACCUUGCAGCCCUUACACAUACAAACACAAUUUCACACAAUGCAUUCCUUACACACAUAUCAGGACAUCCCCUACACACUCCACCCCCUGUGAACAAACUCAUUGGUGGAACAUGAAGGUGGACCCUGGGACCUUGAGCUGUGUAAAGGACCCCCAAAAAAUGGAGCUGCUUCCCGUUCUCCCAGAACAUUGAUUUUUGUGACCACGGUUACAAACCGCCUCCAGAGAGCCUGUUCUGCACCAGACCAGUGGAGCCAGACUGCAGCUAGAGCCCAUCAUCAUCCCUCAUCUGGUUGUAAGUAGGCAAUCUAGUAUAUUAUUCGUGGCACUAAGCUCUAAUUUACCUCACAUUAAAGAAACACUAUAGUCCCCAGAACCACUUCAGCUUAAUGUAGUGGUUCUGGGUGUCUAUCCCUGCAGGCCUUUUAAUGUAAACACGGCGGCACUGCAGCACUGGCGUUAGUUAACAUGGCAAAUCAUAUGGGUGGGGCAUUGUGAUGUCACAUGGGGGGGGCGGCAAACUUUACUUUUGCCUAGGGCGGCAAAAAUCCUUGCACCGGCCCUGGCUGGAGGGGGCUGUGUGAGCUGUGGCCGCACAGUGUCCCAUGGUAGUUAGCAAAUGUGUAUGUGUGACUGUCUGCCUGUGACUGUAUGUGACUGUCUGCCUGUAACUGAGUGUGUGACUGUCUGUCUGUAACUGAGUGUGUGACUGUCUGCCUGUAAAUGUGUGUGUGGGGCUGCAGGGAUUUUGUAGAAGGGGGCGGGGGUUUUGUAUUGGGACAGGAGUCUUUAUAAGGGGGGAUAAGCAGGGGAUUUGUGGAAGGGGGUUGCGGGGGUUUUGUAGACGAGGCAGUACAGGAUUUGUAGAAGGGACAGGACAGAGGUUUUGUAGGAGGGGCAGGACAGGACAAGGGUUUUUUUUUUUCUCACACCUACCCGGUGGUACAUAUUGUUUGUGUAUUCCUCAUUCUGGGAUCCUUUAGAGACCUGGGAGUCUGAGGGUUCUGCACAGUAUCUUAGCUGAUCUUAGAACAACUCUUAUAAGUUCUUAGAAGCACUCUUCUGGACAGAGAUCUCAGAUGCUCAAAGCCUGGAGUGCUCCAAUCACAACUGGGACUACUACUGCCUCCACUUUGCAAAUCCUUUCUAGCAUCUCUUUCAGUCAUUUGGUAUUUGUCCACCUUCUCAUGUUUCUUCUUCCUAAUGUUAUUGUCACUUGGUAUUGCCACAUCAACCACCACUGCAGUGUUCCGUUCCUUGACUUCCACCACAAUGUCAGGUUGGUUGGCCCAUAGCAUCUUAACCAUGUCAUUCUAUUCUUUCUACCCUGUGUAGUGUCUGCUGUCUAGACUCACAGGCCCAGCCCAUAUUCUGUAUAGAUGUUUCAAAACAUAAUCCCAGCAAUUUGGUUGUGCCUCUCCGUGUAUGCUGUCCCUGCUAAUAUCUUGCACCUAGCUACUAUGUGCUGGAUUGUCUCAGAGGCCUAUUUGCCCAGUCUGCACCUUGUGCCUUGCCUGCUAUAGUAGACACUUGCUUCUAUUGAGCUGCUGCUAAGUGCCUGUUCCUGUGCUCAUAGGAUUAGUGCCUCAGUGCUGUCUCUCAGUCCUACCUUUUCCAACCACCGGUAGGAUUUUGUAAUGUGAGCCACAUCCACUGUCUGUCAGUAGUACACCCUAUGGAGAAGUUUGUCUUGCCAAGGAAUCUCCUCUAUCUGUUGAUGUCUCAGAGACAUUCCCUUAGCAGUACAUCUCUGGGAUCCAUCUUUGUGAUGUACCUGUGGAUGCUCUGUGUUUCAUCCAGGACUGUGCUCUUUACACUCAUCAGGCCUGACCUCCAUCCUUCCGUCUUCACCAUUCAUAGUGAGUAGUAACAGGUUUUGACAUCCAUGGUGACCAAUUAUGAGUGAUAAUUUAGUCUUGCUGAAUGAGCUGCAAUGAUAAGUUGAACACAGGAACACAUUUCAGUUUGGCAGUGCUAAAAGGCUUAAAAUUUUACUAUAUUCUGAUGAAUCCUCUGUGUGCUUGACUUAAAACCUUCCUCAUAACAAUUAAUAAGCCCUGACUUACUGCAACUUCAAAUUCACAAUAAAAUGCUUUUUACAUUUUUUUUCAUUAUUUAUUUCAAAACAAUAAUUCACAUUUACUAUCUCUUCCUCUCAUUUAUGGUUAAGUCUAUAGGGAUUUGACCUCCUGUCAGUGUUAUGGUUAUGGUUUCAUUUGUCCCUUCUGUUAACUGUGUCCUGCACAUACUGAACUCUCUGCUCUACCGUAAUGUGACCUGUAAAAUGCCAAGUACAUCUGGUAACUCCAUAUAAGGAAAAAUCUAGGUCUUAAAGGAUUCAGAACAGAAAUGCGCACAUAAUAUUGUGACACUUGAGAGGAACGUCUGGGAGAUUGCUGCCAUGGGAUAUAGUUCUACUUUAAUUCUUAUUCCAAUCUUGGGGGGUAAAGAUAAAUUCAUGUUAUAACUUUUUUCUUCUCUCAGCAGUAUGUCUGAGUGGGUAAUUCAAUCACCAAUUUUCUUUCUCUUAAUAGAUAGAGCUUCGAGCCACUUUCUGUAGUGCUUUACACUUUCCCUUGAGUUUUAGAAUCCAGAUUAAACUUUUUCUUUUUUUAAUGUAAUUUUUUUUUUUUUUUUAAAUCAAACUCCCUAAAUAUUAGCAAUAUAUUUUUAUUUAUUUCACACACUGUUUAAUGCUUACUUUUUCAGAGUUCCCAGUAUGUGCAGUGUGUUGCUGGAUGCCUACAGCUGAUGCUCCGCGUUAAUGAAUAUCGCUUUGCGUGGGUGGAAGCAGAUGGUGUCAACUG
Molecule: messenger RNA, 16303 nt
Organism: Pelobates cultripes (western spadefoot toad)
Lineage: Eukaryota; Metazoa; Chordata; Amphibia; Anura; Pelobatidae
Source: the annotation of a GenBank genome assembly